Molecule: messenger RNA, 5197 nt
Organism: Platichthys flesus (European flounder)
Lineage: Eukaryota; Metazoa; Chordata; Actinopteri; Pleuronectiformes; Pleuronectidae
Gene: lingo2
Product: leucine rich repeat and Ig domain containing 2
Exons: 5
Coding region: 770-2611 (613 amino acids)
Cellular component (GO): plasma membrane
Molecular function (GO): protein binding
Source: RefSeq, a predicted model, not a curated record
UCCCUGUUUUGGAGAGGAAAGAGCUACCUAACAGGCAAAUUGGAGACGGAAAAGGGGGGAAAUCCAUUGAGGAGGAAGGAUAUCGAGGAAAGUAACACAUCAUCAGGGCUUACUGGCAUCCAUCAUCACCCAAUAUAGCUUUCGCAGAGGUGCCGGAAAGUUUCCACCUAGGGGGGGACACCCUCCCCUUGUUGUGGGGGAUGAACAGCGUAUGCUGAAUUUCAUUCCUGAAGGCAGGAGGAGAGCUGUGAAGACCGGCUGGAUUCACUCGCACUGGAGCUGGUAGUGCGCACCAGAAGAGAUCCUACAGUGCCUCUUUCUCUCUCUAGCUCAGCCUCUCUCACACGCAUUUUCCAGCAGAACGCACAUUAGUUCACUGUGCCAAGGUGGAAUAUCUGGGGAAACGACCCAAAACUAUUUCUCCUGAAGCAAGGAAGUAAAGGGGGACCUGAUUAUGCACAGAAUCAAUGGACAUCCUCAUCACAUAAAGCUGAAUCUGUGUAGGCACCUAUCCGCUCUCCUGGCAGAAAGCAGACAUGCUCUUCGCCUCUGUUCCAGUAUGACCCUGGAGUAAGUGACCUGUGAAGGGAGUCACACAGGGAUUUUUCUAAAGGACUUCUCUGCUUCUGUACGAGUGUGUGUGGCCGUCUGACAUCGGGAAGCCCAGCAGAUAAAAGACAGAAAAUUGGGAGGACCACAUCAACAGAGGGAGUAGAAGAAUAGGCCAUGGCUGAGGGGAUGAUUACUUCUCAAAGUGAACCGUGACAAAAUGGUCGACUGUAUGAGCAAAGUCAUGCUGCACACGGUCGUCUCAUGCUGGCAACCUUUCCUGGGGCUGGCCCUCGUGGCUGUCUUUGUGGGCUCUACCCAGGGAUGUCCCUCACGCUGCGAUUGUUCUGCGCAGACCAAGGCAGUUGUCUGUCACCGCAAGCGCAUGCCCACCAUCCCGGACGGCGUCCCGACAGAGACCAGAAUCCUGGACCUGAGCAAGAACAAGCUGACAAUGAUCAAUCCUGAUGACUUUGUGGCCUUUCCUGGGCUCGAGGAACUUGAUCUCAGUGGAAAUAUCAUCAGUUACGUUGAGCCUGGAGCUUUCAACGCCCUGUUUACCAUGCACUCGCUCAGUCUUAAGAGCAAUCGCAUUAAGCUCAUUCCCCUGGGAGUCUUUUCAGGUCUAACUAAUCUUACCCGGCUGGAUAUAAGUGACAACAAGAUUGUCAUCCUCCUGGAUUAUAUGUUUCAGGACUUGCACAAUCUAAAGUAUUUGGAAGUGGGCGACAACGAUCUGGUUUACAUUUCUCACCGUGCAUUCAGUGGACUUUUGAGCCUAGAGAUUCUAACCCUAGAAAGAUGCAACCUCACAGUUGUUCCCACUGAGGCCCUCUCCCACCUGCACAAUCUUGUCGGCCUCCAUCUACGUUACCUUGGCAUCCACACUUUGCAUCCUUACUCAUUCAAAAAGCUGUUCAGGCUGCGGCAUUUAGAAAUUGAUAAUUGGCCUUCGCUAGACCAUGUGCCAGCCAAUACCCUGCAUGGCCUGAACCUGACAAAGCUGUUUAUAACCAAUACCAACUUGUCCUCCUUUCCCUAUCAAGCCCUGAAGCAUUUGCCCUUCCUGACACACCUCAACCUGUCCUACAACCGCAUCAGGCACAUUGAAGGAGGGAUGCUCAUGGAGCUUGUUCGCCUGCGAGAGCUUCACCUGGUUAGUGCUCAGUUGACCGCCAUCGAGCCAUAUGCCUUCCAGGGUUUGCGGGGGCUAAAAGUCCUCAAUGUCUCUCACAACCGACUGGAUACACUGGAGAAAGGCGUUUUCCAGUCCCCUGAGGCUCUGGAGGUUCUUCUGAUUGACAACAACCCAUUGGUAUGCGACUGUCGUCUCAUGUGGAUACUACAGAAAAGGCACUCCAUCUUCUUUGGGGAUUCACAACCGGAGUGUAGUACACCUGAAGGUAUCCGAGGAAGGCCUUUUAAGGAGUUUAAGGAGACCCUUCUGUCUUAUUACGUGACAUGCACCAAGCCAAAAAUUCGUGAGAAUAAAACACAAACCAUCACUGUGGAUGAGGGCCAGCGGGCGAUGCUACACUGCAGUGCUGAGGGGACACCCCGACCCACUGUGUCCUGGCUGUCCCCUCGGCGACGUGUUCUGACGAGUAGGAGCCAUGGCCGAGUGACCGUCCACAACAACGGUACACUGGAGAUCAAGUCUGCAGAAGUACAAGAUGGCGGAGUCUACCUUUGCCUUGCAUCAAACACUGCCGGAAAUGACACCCUGAUGACUUCAUUGGCAGUGAAAAGCCUGGGAUCACUCUACGCUAACAGGACCCAGUACUACACAGAUCCCAGCAACACCACUGCCAAUGUGACGACCGGUGUGACCCUCGGUUUGGACCUAAAGACUAUUCUAGUGUCAACGGCGAUGGGUUGUUUUACGUUUCUGGGAGUGGUCUUGUUUUGUUUCCUGCUCCUUUUUGUUUGGAGCAGAGGAAAAGGAAAACAUAAAAACAACAUAGAUGUUGAAUAUGUGCCUCGGUCAAAGUCUAACGGCACCAAUGUUGACUCGGCAGAAGGACAAGCCGGUCCUCGUCGUUUUAAUAUGAAAAUGAUGUGACUUCUUUUGUACAUUCGAGAUUCUGGAUUGUGGAAAUGCCCAAAGUACAGUGUAUUUUUUUGCGAAUAGGACUGCUGGACUUUCCAAUAAUGCAGGAAGAGUGAGAAGGUCUGGGGCAUCAUCAAGAAGAAUAGUAUCUUAAAUCGGUGGAUCAUGACAAAAAUGCUUGGAUACUAUGUUUCAUGAACUGAAAUGUGUAGGUGGACUUCCUCUUAAACAACUGACAGCGGACAACUUCUUCAACACGGACGAGGAGUAAAAACUGUUGGCGCCAAGAGGACAUUGAGGCAGUAGGUGUCAUUUAUCAGCUUUUUGAAAUUUAUACACCCAAAAAGAAACCUUUGGGUUGGAUCAACAGACUGCUGAACCAUGUACAGUACAAAUUUGUAUCUGAGCUAUUAACCUACUUUGUUUAGUCUUGCUCCAUGCUUACUCACUGGACAAAUCAAUGAAACUGACCAUUUCCUCUGUUCAAUACUUUGCAUAUGUGUAAUUGAUGCUUCAUUUUGUACAUGUAUGUACAAAUUCAUUCAAAAGAACUAUUCAUAGCAAUAUUCAUGGGCUGCAGUAGCCAAAAUUGAUAUAACCCCACGUGAACAUUCUUCAGACUUUUGAAGUUUCCAUGGAUUCAGGAAGGGCUUUCAUGGGUGAAUAUCUGUCCCUGCUAACCCAACCCACUCCUAGAUAUUAAUACAUAUAUAUUAUUUAUCAAUGACAAUAGGAGAAAAAAAAUAUUUAUGAGAAAUGUUGAGUAUUUUUCAAAAAUCCGUCCUCAGACACCGUCCAGGAUCGAGCAUAACAGCAGGAUCAGCAUAAAGUUGACCCAGUAUUGGUCAAAGUACCGACACAAACCACCUUUCCUUCUAUUUUUGUCUCUUUUUAUUCCUUUGACUGUACCUUUACUGGUUGGCAAACUACAUGUGUCAAUUUUACUACAGUGACAUUUGCAUCAUUUUCCCCAGUAAGAAAUUUGGACUUUGUUGUGGUAGUUUCUCAUUUUGUUGUUGAAUCAUUUAGAUUGUGAAAACUUCAAAAGUAAAAAGUAAAAAAAUGUAUGUGAAAUAAAUGAAGAUGUAUUUGUACCAAUGAGUCGGGCAUUAAUGUUGUUACAUAAUGAAAUCUGUUAUUCUCCGGCCUCAUCGACAUAUUCUUAAGAGAAGGACGUCUCUGAUGUUUCAUUUCAUUUCAGUUGCCAUGAAUAGACGAGGCCUAGGUGUCAUAGGCCUAUUCAAAUGUUAUCGUGAUUACACAUUAUUCAAAUAUAUUGGUUAUUACAGACCAAUCGAUAUUUAUUGAGUAUUUAUGUCUUCAGUUGACCACGUUUCAUUGUUUGACUACAGACCUAAUCCUUUGUCUAUUUCUUGGCUGAGUAGAAAGCUCCUGUUAUCAGACUCAUCACUUGGCCUCUUUCUUUUUGGCUAACCGCUGCAGGGCAGAGCUUAUCAGCUGUUCUCUUCACAGAGAUGUAUUGAAUGUGUAGAUUCUGUUAAGUUGCUGUUGGGCUGAGAGUCUAAAUAUCUGUUUUACCUUGUGCUGAAAACUUUGAAGCAGACACACUUAUAGAUUGUUUGCUCCGGGCAAAAAGAUAAAUGUUUUUAAUUGUUCUCAUUUUGAUGGAUACAGACUCCAGGUAAACGUCCAGCAGACCACUGCACCAUUAUCUCUGGUUUACAAACACACAGCCGGGUCUCAAUGACUUCAGAGGACAUAACAUUGACCCACAUUGAUUUCCUAGACACGUACUCUAACCUUGCUUAACCCUCACACUAACCUGACCCUAGCCUUAAGACAUGUCGUCUUCUGUUAAGAUUUAAUGAUCUACUUAUCGGGGAAUUGCCUUUUGUCCCCAAAAGGAAAACAAGUCCUCAGAGUGUGACUGAUUAAGGUCCCUUCAAGCUGGAGAUUAUCAUUCAUCUUCUAAAAUUGACCAGGUUCAGCGGGAUCUGUAAAGAUUAGAUCUGGAUCAAACUGUUUUUUGGGAAUAUAUUCUGAGAGAUUUUAAUGAGGUGCAGCAACUAACAUUCUGAAAUGUGUUCAUCAGACUAACGAGAGGUAGUGGUGGCAGAUGGACUUUACGAUUUUUUGUAGUAACAGAUUAGUAAUGAUAAUAUAGCUACAUCAUUACCCUGCUGUGAUCCAAAGAUAGUGUUAUACAUAAAGAAUUACUUCCUAAGGGCCGGCAGUGAGACUACACUUCUGCUGACAUUAACCACUGGAUGUACUUAUUCAGAAAUUAUUGGUUUCUAUUUUUUCCACAGCAUCUUUCUCCGGUGCUGUCCCUCAUUUGCUUCGUCUCAUUAGCAGCCACAGUGGAUGUUUGGUUUCUGAGCCUGCACUCCCCUGGGCUGCCUCGGAAAUCAGAGCACCAAGUGGUAAAGCUCCUCCAAAAAUACAAAAGAAACAAGGUUAACUUUGUAGGCCAGUGCUGCCCACGACCACAGUGUUAAUUUAGUCAAAUCACAGGAAAGAUGUAGGACCUGCGAGCAGGAUUUUACAUUCCUGUACAAAUGAAGCCUCCAAAGUUGAAGCUGCUGUCUCUCUUCUUGUUUAAUGAGGUGUGCCUGUGUGUAUUCAUAUACAUGGGGU